GAGAGUGGACAUUACCACCUAGGUCUGGGGGAAAGAAAUCCACCCGACUAGUAAUUAAUAAGAGAAUGUCGUCCAAUGCAGCGUUCUUAUGAUGUUUGAAACGUUGAUAUUAGCGACUGUUCAUUUUUAUAAUAUUCGUUAGAUUAUUACCAUUUCUAAUGUUCCUAUAGUUCCAGCACUUGAACGCUCCCGUCAUCGUCAACUCAGUCAGGGCUUCCCUUUUCCCGCACGCAGCGAAAGGUGUAAUGAAAAAAACGACCGGCCAUUUUGUAGGCUGUAGUUUUUGCGUGGAGCUCCGUGUGUACGACUUAGCAUUCAUUUUCAACCGUGUUUUCGUGGAGUAAAGACCCACAGUCGGCUAAAAAUGUCGAAAUUACAGACGUUGCGUGUAUUUCUGAAUGAUCGUUUGACUGCAGCUGCUUUAGAGAUUUUCGGUGCAGUUGAAAAGACGGUUGUGGAGUACCAGAAGGAGAACGAUCGCCUACGGAAACAACUUCUCAUCACACCGGAGAUACCAGACCUAUGUAGAAUAGAACCCCUGGAACUCUCUCCUGCUGUUUUGGAAGUUGUUCCAGUGGAGCAGCAGAACUAUGAGCAGGAGUGGAGCCCCAGUCUGGAGCUGGAGAACCCAGAACACCCACAGAUUAAAGAGGAACAGCAGGAACUCUGGACCAGCCAGCAGGAAGAGCAGCUUCAAGGCCUGGAGGCAGAUGUUCUACAGUUUAAAGUCACUCCUUCCUGUGUGAAAAGUGACUUUGAUCACGAGAACCCUUUUGGGUCCAUGACAUUUGCUCAAAGCCAGAAUGUGGAGGACAGAGAGAGGGACUCUAAACCGGUGGAUCUCAAACAUUUUGACGCUGUGGUCCACCUCAGUGGGUCGGACAUCUCCGGUGACCCUCCUCCAGAUCGUCAGAAUGACGCCACCACCCAGAGCUCAGCAGUAACCGUGGGCCUAGAAGGACUCUACAGCACCCCCUGGCACCCCAACCCCCCAAUGGGGGAACACUAUACCCAACCCAGUACCUCGCCUUUCAAAACCCACUGCUGCCGUGACUGUGGUGAGUCGUUCGCUCUGACCUCUGACCUGCAGAGGCAUGUGACUCUCUCCAGGUUUAGAGUCAGUGAAUGUAGCUUCUGCAAGCAGCAGUUCAAAUCCACCUGUAAACUGAAGGCCCAUGUCCAACUCUGUCACAUACAGAAACUCUGCUCCUGCCCUUUCUGUGGCAAGACCUUCAAAUGCAAAGGGGUUCUGUCCAGGCACAUGAGGAUUCACACAGGAGAAAAACCAUUUAGCUGCAGUGAAUGUGGGAAAAGCUUCAAUCACUCGCAGAUCCUAAAGCAGCAUAAACUGACUCACACAGGAGAGAAACCGUUUCGCUGUAGUGACUGUGGGAAAAGCUUCAAUCGCAAGGAGAACCUAACCAUGCACAUACGGACUCACACAGGCGAGAAACCCUUUUGCUGUGGUAUCUGUGGGAAAAGCUUCAAUGUAAAGGGGAACCUCACUGCCCAUAAACUGACUCACACAAGAGACAAACCACAUGGCUGUUCAUUUUGCGGUAAAACAUUCAUUCGUAAGGAUCAUCUACUGAGACAUGUGAAUAACUGCCACAGGACAAAAUAUGACAGACAGUUUGGAAAUAUAUCUGCAGUGCAGCGAUGAACCUGUUUCCAAAAUGUAUGACUCCACCCACAUGUAUGACUCCACCCACAUGUAUGACUCCACCCACAUGUAUGACUCCACCCACAUGUAUGACUCCACCCACAUGUACAGCUCCAACCACAAAUAGCCAAUUAACAAAAACCUGCUCACUUUUUUCCCCCACUGACAACCUUUUUGGCCAGCAUCCACAUUUACAAUCAACUCUGGUCCAGCUACAAACUUAAAUUACUGAUCACUGGUCAUCACACUUGCUCAUUAAUAUUUCCAAGACAUGAAAUAUGAAACCAUGAAUGUAUGAUGAACGGUUCACAAGUAAAUACAAUCAAUUAGCAUUAGCAAAAGGCUGGCACUGCAUGGUAAGGAUUCAUAUUCAGUUUCCCCAUAUUAUACCGAGGUUACCGUAACAUUAUUGUCAACAUCACUGAUCGGCUUCAAGGCCACAUUACUUUUAAAUACAAACUUAGAAGCAUUUCAAUUUUGGCCUGCAUAUUUUUUUUUUGCAUUGAUGAGCCUUUUUUUUUUUUUUACCAUUUUGGAAGGCAUUGCAUAGCUUUGAUUACCCUAUUGUUACACAUUCAUCAUGGGCCCAAAUAUAAAUUCUCAAGUCAGUAGGGCUAAAGGUUUAUGAGGAAUUAAUAAAAGAAAAUUAAAUGGUGGAAAAUUCAGCUUUGUGGACUUUAUAUGCUCUUGAGGUAAAUGUGUUUGUCAUGAUUAGAGUGUGUUUAUCAGGACUGUACUUUAAAAGUGGGGGCACAUGUUAAAAAUCAUACUUAUUUCCGUGCUAUCUAGCAUUCAGGACAAAUUACAAAUGGCUUAUAGCUGAAAAAUUUAAGUAACGAAAUUGUCGAUACUAUGCGUUCUGGAUAAAUAGAUGUGAUGGGAUUCCAUUUGGAAAACUUUGUAAAUAAAGCUUGAUUUGAAUGAUGA
Esox lucius (northern pike) is the source of this 2590-nucleotide messenger RNA. RefSeq names its product zinc finger protein 250-like. Gene Ontology annotation, molecular function: RNA polymerase II cis-regulatory region sequence-specific DNA binding; DNA-binding transcription factor activity. The record is from RefSeq and is a predicted model, not a curated record. The transcript has 2 exons. Gene Ontology annotation, biological process: regulation of transcription by RNA polymerase II. Bases 365 to 1663 code for a protein of 432 amino acids. Lineage: Eukaryota; Metazoa; Chordata; Actinopteri; Esociformes; Esocidae.